CCGACCUAAGAUUUUAGCUUGCUUUCCUCUUUCAACAGAGAAAUCAAAGCACGAAACAAAUCAGUGAGAGAUGGACAAGGCAAUAGAACUUGGAGUAGAAGCCAUCUUUACAAAUGUGCUGCAGUUGAUCGAUGACAACCGCAAAUUGAUGAGCGGUAACGAUGCCGUAAUCGAGGACCUGACAAAAAGCCUCAUUCUAGUGAAGAAAUUCAUGGAGUUGUACACUGAAGAGUACUACAAAGACGACAUCCUGAGGACGCUGGCGAACGAGAGCAGGAGUCUGGUGCAUGAAGUUGAAGAUGUCCUGGAAACCCACAUCGUCGAGGAGUCACGGUUCAAAAACAAGAAUUUCGUCGAGAAACUGUUAUCGCUUCUGGUAUCGCCAGGAAACUCGCGGAACUUCGGCAAAGCCAUCCGUGAGCUGAGUGAAAAGGUUAGGAAGGCGUGCGAUGAGAACAAGGAGAUUGGCCUCCGCAUCAAAACGAGUAAAGCGAGCGGAAUGCUUGGUCCAAUUCCCGCAGACAAUAAUACGCCUGCAGGCAAUCAAUGGGGAGACAGACUCAUUGGGUUUGAGGAUGCAGCUGACACAGUACUGGACCUUCUUGGCGUACCAAACCUAGACCCAGGCAGGUCCGACAGAAAGAGAAAGAGGCAGAGCACGUCGGAGGCAGAGCAACAUGGUGACGAAAACCCACUUGAAAUAGUGUCGAGCACGUCGGAGGCAGAGCAACAUGGUGACGAAAACCCACUUGAAAUAGUGUCGAUUCAUGGAAUGCUUGGACUCGGGAAGACAACGCUUGCUAGAAAGGUUCUGAAUGACCCUCAGGUUGAAUAUCAUUUUUUCACUCGCAUAUUUGUCAGUGUUUCAAAGGAUUACAACAAGAAAGAAGUGCUUCUUAGUAUACUAAGUACCUUCAUCAAGGACAUUAGGGAUCGUAACAUGUCGGUGCAAGAAUUAGUUGCCGAGGUCCGAAAGACACUGAAGUACAAGUAUUUGAUUGUCAUGGACGAUGUUUGGGAUAUAAAAGCAUGGGAAGAUCUCAAGGAUGCUUUUCCAGAUUAUAACAAGGGCAGUAGGGUGUUAAUAACGACUCGACAAGAGUCUAUGGCCAAGCGUGCUGCAACAAAGACUGAUCCCUACCUGUUGCGAUUUAUGACUAUAGAAGAAGCUGAAGAAUUACUAAGGACGAAGGUUUUCAAUGAAAAUGAAUGUCCAGAGAAGCUGCAACCUGCUGAAUCACGAAUUCUGAAAAAAUGUGGCGGGCUACCAUUAGCAAUAGUGGUAACAGCAGGUAUUCUGAGGAAUGAUCCAGAAAACGACAAGUGGUGGGAGAAUGUGGCUCAAAAAUCACUUAGUAUGGAUGAGUUAGAUAGUGAUAGCCAGAAACAAUUAGUGGAUGAUUUAAUAAGACGGAGUUAUGAUAACUUGCUUCACGUAUACAAAUCCUGUUUUCUCUACCUUGGUGUCUUCCCUGAAGACUUGGAGAUCCAAGUUUCAAAAUUGUUCCAAUUGUGGAUAGCGGAAGGCUUCAUUCCCCAAAUUGAGCGAGAAAGCAUGGAGGAAACUGCAGAGCGAUGUUUGCGGGAAUUGGUUGACAGGAACUUAGUGAUGGUGAGGCAGAGAACCUUAAGUGGUCGGAUUAAGACGUGUUUAGUCCAUGAUACGCUGCGUGACUUUUGCAAAAGGACAGCCAAAGCUGAAAAUCUUUUCCAAGAAUGUGACGUGGGGACGGUUUCAUCUUCCAGCCGUCGCCUUUGCUGCAUUAACUCACACUUCUCGAGCUACGUUUCCAAUCAACAGCCUGCUCAGAAUGUCCGUUCAUUCCUGAGCUUUGGCCUCGAAGAAACAACACUGAACCGGCAUCUCUGCUCAGAUGUAUUUAAGCUGUUCAAACUACUCCGAGUGUUGGAUAUCUUGUCCAUCAAGCUCCCUGGAACUCGUUUUCCGACCCAACUGCUUAACCUUGUUCUGCUAAAGUUUAUUGCCAUCUGUUGCGAGCUAACAGUCCUUCCCAGAAAAAUGUCUAGCUUGCUUAACUUGCAAACUCUUGUAGUUCACACCACAUCCUCCACUCUUGACAUACAAGCAGACAUCUGGUCGAUGACAAAGCUAAGGUAUCUACAUACUAAUACCUCCACAAUCUUGCCUAAAUGUCUGGAGCAAUCUCCUGGUGGUGAAAACCUACAAACUCUAUCUACAGUUUCACCUGAAAGUCUUACAAAAGAUGUGUUUAAAAGGGCUAGAAACCUUAAGAAGCUUGGAAUAUGUGGGAAGUUAAACAAUCUUGUGGAAGCCAAUGGUGAGUCUAGUUUGUUUGAUUGUCUUUGCGAACUGAAUUCCCUUGAAAAUUUGAAGCUAUACGGUGAUGACGUGAGCUCCAAGCUACUUGCCCUUCCUCAGGCACACAAAUUCCCACCAAGGUUGACAAGGCUAAGCCUGCAUAACACAAGUCUAAAUUGGGACUACAUGUCUAUACUCGGAAAUCUUCGGUAUCUUGAGGUGCUCAAGCUGAAGGACUAUGCCUUUAAGGGAGAUUAUUGGAAGACAAAACAAGGGGGUUUUCCUUCUCUGAAAGUUUUCUUCAUUGGAGCUACAGAUUUAACGCGUUGGGACGCUAAAGCCAAUGACUUCCCAGAACUCAAAUGCCUUAUUCUCAAGCAGUGCAAAACACUUGAGCGGAUCCCAUCUGACUUUGUUCACAUGAAGAAGCUCGAGAUGAUCAAAGUUGAACAUACCAAGGAUUCGGUAGUUUCAUCUGCCAGGAGAAUUGUGCAACUACAAUUGGAAGUGCUUUUGCAGCAAAAGAGUAAAAAGACUAGCCCAGUUAAGCUCAUAGUUUAUCCUCCAGAGUAUUGAACGCCAAGCAAACUGCAAUAUAAGUGCAUCUUUAACAGGAUUUCAUGCUUGCCAGUUUUUGUCUUCUGCUCGCCUGAAUGAAUUCGUAAUGUGGAGAUGCUGAAGCUUCUAUCUCAAUCUUUCGUGUUUCUUCUCUAUUCUGCAGUAAUAAAGGCCCAGUACCUGGCUCUGGGCAACAACAUUCAGCUGCUAUGAUUUCUUUGCAUUGUUUUUUUGUUUCAGUAUCUUUGAAAAUGUCAAAUUUCCUUUUGAGCAAUUGUUGUGAUAGAAAUAAGGCCAUGGAUCAUCUGGCAAAUUCAGUGAUUGAAAUAGAUAUUCUCUUUCCACCAGGAAACUCUUGCUGCAUUGAAUCUAGGGUCUUGUACUUUUCUUCCUGUUAGAGGUUUGGUUUUUACCUCCUCAUCUUGUUUCCUUGUAUUGUUAAGUUUACGUGGAAUCUUGCUCUGAUUUAUUGCACCCUUCCUUGUGUUAAAUGAUGAAAUUGCUGUAGUUUUUAUUUGGAAACGAAGGAAGGACUGCGACCUAGUAAAGUUGCUUUCCAGCUUCAAGU
This is a messenger RNA of Coffea arabica (coffee), 3407 nucleotides long. RefSeq names its product putative late blight resistance protein homolog R1A-3. Gene Ontology annotation, molecular function: ADP binding. NCBI's taxonomy places the organism in Eukaryota, Viridiplantae, Streptophyta, Magnoliopsida, Gentianales, Rubiaceae. The record is from RefSeq and is a predicted model, not a curated record. Gene Ontology annotation, biological process: defense response to other organism.